Drosophila ananassae is the source of this 3884-nucleotide messenger RNA. RefSeq lists its product as uncharacterized. The coding region runs from base 670 to 2520 and encodes 616 amino acids. The record is from RefSeq and is a predicted model, not a curated record. NCBI's taxonomy places the organism in Eukaryota, Metazoa, Arthropoda, Insecta, Diptera, Drosophilidae. The transcript is spliced from 2 exons.
AUUUGAAAAAACCCGCUUUCAAAACAUUUUUGGUGGCAACCCUGUAGUGUUGCCACUCAAACAAAUUUAGCUGCUUGAGAGACCCUGCAAUGUUGUUAAAUUGGCGCGAAAAACUGGUAAACUUUGAGUGCUUGCUGCUUUGUGUGAAAAAAAAGUUUUAAAAAUCUAAAAAUGGAAAUUCCUUGCGAAGGUAAUUAUUAAUGCAAAUUAGCUUAAACAUUUGUUGUUAUAUGUCUUGUUGUCCAACUGUGAACUGUUUUAUAUGUGUAUCUUUAUAGAUUUGAACUAACAAUUGUGUUUGUGUUUUGUGGAGAAUAACUUAUUAAUGGCACAGCCUUGCAAAAGAGUAAGAACGAGAAAUUAACUACAAAAGUGUCCUUGUUAUCAUACAAUUAACCAUUUUUGCUCCUUUUUGCUCCUUUUUGGUAAACUUGCGUUUAUCCAGGCACAUAUGUGUUUGGUCACGGGGCUCUUCUUGCAAUUUGGGAAGGCAACAAACGCUCGCGAGAAGCCUUGGAGACUUACAUAUUCGACAAAUUGAAUGACGAUCAUCAAAUCGAAACAAUAAACCAAAAAAUAUCAAAUAAAAUUACUAACUUUAUUAAUUACAUUAAUAAACAUUUGCCACGAUGCUGCCGAAACAUAAAGCGAUUUAGACAAAAACACGCCAUGUGGCUAGCCGGCACUAUGACUAUACGACUUUUUGAUAUAAAUGAAUCCCCACAGAAGAAAGGUGGUCGUCCGAAAUUGACAUAUGAAGCUGCUGGUAAACGACUCAAAAUAAAGCUGGCAUCUGAACUUGCGAUAGAAAAUCAAAAUUCAACCCCUUUGUUACUACACGCUGCUAACAUUUCUGAAAGAAAAUCAACUGAAAAUGAAGUUAUAAAAAAAUCUGAUAGAACUGGAUUGCUGGCUCCGAGUCCAAUUACUCCUGAAAAGGCAUUCGCUUUUUUUAUGGAAAAUGGGUUUACUAAGCAGCAAUACAUAAAUGUAAAACAACUUAGUAAACAACAUGGCUGCGACAUUUACCCCUCUUAUUCGAAAAUAGCCGAGGAGAAAUUAAAAUGUAGACCUGCUGGAAUAGAAUGCACCGAAAAUGAAGCAAAAGUUUCCGUGCAAAACUUAUUGAACCAUACCGCUUCAAGAAUAUUAAUUAUGCAAAAGGAAGUUUGUGAAAUACUUUCAGAUGUUACUCAGUGUACUCUUAUUUUUAGCUAUGGGUUUGAUGGGUCUACUGGUCACAGUUUAUACAAACAAAAAUUAAGCAUCGCAGAGUCUCAAUCUUUAGAUGAUUCUCUAUUUGUUAAAUCAAUUAUUCCCAUAAAAAUGAUAGAUCAAAAACAAAGAGUCAUUUGGUUAAAUAAAUCGCCUCAGUCCAUACGAUUUUGCCGUCCUCUAAAAAUAGCAUACUCAAAGGAAACAACGUCUCUUAUAUUAGAAGAAAAAGAAAACUUGGACAAUCAGAUUAAAAACCUGGAUUUAUACGUGCAUGCUUUUCAAUCGAAUGCAAUUUUUGUAAAAUUCGAUGGGCACCUAACACUUAUAGACGGCAAGGUCUUAAAUAUAUUAACAGGAACAAAUUCCUGCCAGUCGUGUCCAAUGUGUGGGGCAAAGCCCACCCAGCUUCUUACUACAAGUGAUUUUUAUUCCAAAAUAUUUGUUAUGAAGCCACAUACGGAUCAGUAUGGAUUAAGUUCCCUUCAUGCAUGGAUUCGCUUUUUUGAAUUCUUGCUUAAAAUAUCAUACAGAAUUGAGCUUAGAAAGUGGCAUGUUAAGGGAAAUGACAAAAUCGAAUUGGAGGCACGAAAAUAUAAAGUUCAAGCAGCGUUUUGGAAAGAUAUGGGGCUUCAUGUGGACAAGCCGAGACAAAAUGGCAGUGGCAAUACAAAUGACGGAAAUACGGCGAGGCGGGCAUUCUCCAACCCAAAAUUAUUGUCCUCUAUAUUAGGAAUAGAUCACAAUUUGAUUCAGCGCCUACAUGUAAUUUUGAUAGCCAUAAAUUGUCAUUACCCUAUAAAUUCAGAAAAGCUCAAAUUAUUCUGUUUUGAAACUUUUACUAUAUAUAGGAGCAAUUAUUUUUGGUACCCCAUGUCGCCAACAGUACAAAAAAUUUUAGUACAUGGAUACAUUAUCAUUGAAAAAUCAAUUGUUCCUGUUGGCUCCUUAGCAGAAAGUGCAUCAGAAGCAAGACACAAGCUUUUCAAGGCUGACCGGCAAAAUCAUGCCAGAAAAUGUAGCCGGAUUGACAAUAUGUCAGAUGUCUUUCACAGAGCUAUGGAUUCGUCUGAUCCUUUACUGUCUAGUUCUUGGUUCACAAAAACCAACAGGAUGCCUCUGCCAGCAGAGGUUGUCGAUCUUUUGGAUUCGCCAAUCAUAUCCCCAGGUGUUGGCCACAAAAACGGAAGUACAUCCCAAAACUCGUGCGCAGAAGACACAGAUGAAGAAAAUGGCAACGAUGAUGUAAGUGACACUUUUGAAAUCGAAUUAGAGGAAGAGGUACCAGACGAUAUUGAAAACUAAAACACAAGGAAAAGAUGUUCGUAAAAUUUAACAAUAGAUUCUAAAUACGUAACAGAUUUUAAUUUUAUUUUUCUAUAAUGUAAUACCAAAUGUGAUUCAAAUUAUAAUUUGUAAUAAUUUCUUAUAUAAAAGUGAAUUUUUAACCACUGAGCGGUACGCAAAUUAAAAAAAAACAAAAACCAAAAUUUUGUUUUAGUUAAAAUAAUACAACAAAAAAAGUUUUAAGUCAAUAUCUUAUAAACUAGAGUUUAUGCACCAAAAACGGGAUUUUUGCCCACAGUGCACUCGGGCGAAUCGGCAAUGAAGCGGCGACUACGAUCUAAGGUAUGGUGGCCCCAAAUUGACAGGGACACUGAGAAAUUUGUGAAGGAUUGUCUAGACUGAAUUUUAGUAUCCCAGGCAAUAAGUCCACCGCCAAUGAAGAGAACAGAGUUUCCAAAUGGUCCGUGGCUGUCAGUCGCUUCAAAUCUACUAGGGCCACUUCCCAAUAAUGAAUACAUAUUAGUUCUAAUAGACUAUUACUCUAGGUACAUGGAGUUUAAGUUUCUGCGCUCAAUAACAUCACAAUCAAUUAUUGAAGCAUGUAAGGACAUUUUUAGUAGACUGGGUUACCCAAAAGCGUUACGGACUGAUAAUGGUAGGCAGUACGUAAGCGGAGAAUUUCGGAACUAUUGCAAAUCAUGCGGCAUUGAGCAAAUCACACCACCUUAUUGGCCACAGGCAAACGGCGAAGUAGAAAAUAUGAAUAAAGCCCUAGUCAAGCGUCUUAAGAUAUCCCAUAUGCACAAAAAGGACCUUAAAGAUGAAGUACGAACUUUUGCACUCAUGUACAAUGUCACGCCUCAUUGGACGACAGGGACGCCUCCAACAGAAUUAAUGUUCAACCGAAUUAUCCGGGAUAAGAUCCCGGGUAUACAGGAUUUAGUAGGAGAGUUUGCCGAUUCAGCAGAAAAGGAUAGAGAUUGCAUAAAUAAAGAGAAAGGUAGGGAAAUGGCAGACAAAAGAAGGGGAGCAAAGGAAGUAAACGUAAACGUUGGAGACAAAGUGGUCCUUAAGAAUGUAGUUUUUCCACACAAACUAACACCUAACUUCGACACCACGGAAUAUGAGGUGGUGAAAAGGACAGGUGGUCUAGUACAGGUAGUAGGGGAAGGCAGAACGCUGAUGAGGAACGUUAGUCACCUUAAGAAGGUUCCCAGUUCCCAAAGCAAAAGAAUCACCCGAGGACAUCGAUACGGACUCCGUGACUGAUCCUGCUGCGGAUCAAGUUUCAGUUUCAGUACCAACCAAGCAACAAACCCCUGGAAGGAAGGACGAAUCUAACCCGGAGGGAUUAAAACUGAAGCUCGUGAGGAAGGAAGUGA